AUGGAAAAAACCAGCAAAGAGUACACUGAAGCAGACAAGAAAGCUGUGGAGAAGAAUUUUUGUGCCAAUAAAAUUCUAGUAUGUGGAAUGGGACCUAAAGAGUACAAUAGAAUCUCCACCUGCGACACUGCCAAGGAGAUAUGGGAAGCUUUGCAAAUAGCUCAUGAGGGAACUACACAAGUAAAACAGUUUGAAGAUGAACCUGAUACUAGUGAUAGUUCCAUAAUGGCACUGAAAAUGAGGAACUUGUUGGAAGAAUUCAAACGCUACUACGGUAUUCGCAAGCCUUCAAUUCUUGGAGUUCGGGAACAUAUAUUUACUGGUUCUGUGUCAUCCCUUGCUUGGUUCAUGUCAGCUCAGGAAAUGAGUUUUGUAACCCUGGGACAGCGUGUAUUGGCCAACCCCCUGAAAAUCCGAAUGCAUUAUGGACAUCCAGAUGUCUUCGACAGGUUUUGGUUUCUAACAAGGGGAGGAAUAAGCAAGGCAUCCAGAGUGAUCAACAUCAGCGAGGACAUUUUUGCUGGCUUCAACUGCACACUGCGAGGUGGCAAUGUCACCCACCAUGAGUACAUUCAAGUUGGCAAAGGAAGAGAUGUUGGGUUGAACCAAAUAUCUAUGUUUGAAGCCAAGGUUGCCAGUGGCAAUGGUGAACAAGUUCUUAGCAGAGAUGUCUAUAGGUUGGGUCAUAGGCUGGAUUUCUUCAGAAUGCUCUCUUUCUUUUAUACAACUGUAGGAUUUUUCUUCAAUACAAUGAUGAUUGUCCUCACUGUAUAUGCAUUCUUAUGGGGACGACUUUACCUUGCACUUAGUGGGGUUGAGGAUUCUGUUGCUGCAGAUACCACCGACAACAACAAAGCACUUGGUGCCAUACUGAACCAGCAAUUCAUCAUCCAGUUGGGUCUUUUCACUGCGUUACCAAUGAUAGUGGAGAAUUCUCUUGAGCACGGUUUUCUUACAUCUAUUUGGGAGUUUCUAACAAUGAUGCUUCAACUUUCAUCUGUAUUUUACACAUUCUCGAUGGGAACUCGUGCUCAUUACUUUGGUCGUACUAUUCUUCAUGGUGGUGCAAAGUACCGGGCCACUGGGCGUGGUUUUGUGGUGCAGCACAAGAGUUUUGCUGAGAAUUAUCGGUUAUAUGCUCGUAGCCAUUUUGUAAAGGCAAUUGAACUUGGUCUGAUACUUACAGUGUAUGCUUCAUACAGCCCUGUUGCCAAAGGAACUUUUACAUAUAUAGCACUGACCAUCUCGAGUUGGUUCCUGGUGCUGUCAUGGAUCGUGGGGCCCUUUGUGUUUAAUCCUUCUGGGUUUGAUUGGUUAAAGACAGUGUAUGAUUUUGAUGAUUUCAUGAAUUGGGUAUGGUACCGUGGUAGUGUUUUUGCAAAGGCAGAACAGAGCUGGGAAAAAUGGUGGGACGAAGAACAGGAUCAUUUAAGAACGACAGGUUUGUGGGGAAAGAUACUGGAAAUUAUCCUAGACCUUCGCUUCUUCUUUUUCCAGUAUGGCAUUGUAUAUCAGCUAGGUAUUGCUGCUGGAAACAAAAGCAUUGCUGUUUACUUGCUUUCAUGGAUUUAUGUGGUGGUGGCUCUUGGCUUUUUUAAUAUUACAGCUUAUGCUCGGGAUAAAUAUGCUGCAAGGGAGCACAUAUACUUUCGACUUGUGCAGCUCCUUGUUGUAGUCUUUUUCAUAGUCGUAAUUGUUGCUCUGCUGCAGUUCACAGCUUUUAGAUUUAGUGAUCUCUUCAUCAGCCUAUUGGCUUUCAUUCCUACUGGUUGGGGUUUCAUUUCAGUUGCCCAAGUGUUACGUCCCUUUCUGCAAAACACUAUGAUAUGGGGAACUAUUGUGUCUAUGGCGCGGCUAUAUGAGAUAAUGUUCGGGAUUAUUGUCAUGGUACCCGUGGCAGUACUUUCUUGGUUGCCUGGUUUCCAGCCAAUGCAAACAAGGAUCCUAUUCAAUGACGCAUUUAGUAGAGGUCUGCGGAUAUUCCAGAUUGUGACUGGAAAAAAGCCUAAGAGUGACUUGUGAUUUGAGGACUCAAUGGAACAUUUUGUAUAAGUGAUCCAUGUACUUCAUUGUCCAAUAUACAUCUAACAACUAAGCGCGGGAUGAACAUUAGUGUGAAGUAGUAGAUACAGUACAGAGUUUGAGAGGCUAGGAGGUUCGAUAUUUUUUUUCCUGUAGAGCUUGUAGUGUGAAUUAUACUGUGUACUUGGAUUGCUAUUAGUUUGGUUGAAGCAGCAGCCAGAGUUUUUAUUAAAGGUUCAUCUUUUGUAAUUGUUGUAAUCAUAUGUUUCGUCUGUAGUAGUGCACAGAUGAAGAGCAUUAUCUCUUAUUUUAGAAUCCCGCAAAAUUCAUAUAGUACAGAUCUUUGAGUUUCUA
This is a messenger RNA of Nicotiana tabacum (common tobacco), 2376 nucleotides long. NCBI's taxonomy places the organism in Eukaryota, Viridiplantae, Streptophyta, Magnoliopsida, Solanales, Solanaceae. The record is from RefSeq and is a predicted model, not a curated record.